CUCCGCUCGAGCCCCUGGCAGAGGGAGCGGGAGGUCAGGCGUCCUGAGGGAGCCCCUUGGGCGCGAAGGGGCGCGAAGGCGGGAUUAAGCCGCAGAGGCGGCGGCGAGGCAGGCAGCCGCUCGGAGCAUGGCAGAAAGGGAGCCGCGGGCGCUGGCUGACCCAGAACGCGGCAGGUGGACGAGACCUCCGAGGAGACGCCGCCGCCGCUGCUGACGAAGACUUGGGCGAAGCGGGAAGCGGCGAGCCAGAGCAGCCUCGGCAACGGGCGACGGAGCGCCGCGGAGAGGAUGGCGCUGGAAAGCAGCAGCAGCAGCAGCGCGCACUGGAUGGGCUCCCUGCCGUCCGCCCUCAGCGCCCUUCCUCUGGCCAAUCUGGCCAUCCCAGGUAAGACCCUGCUCUGCUUUGGGCUCCUCCAGGGUUUCCCGGCACCUGCUCCUUCCUGCCUUGCUUGUGUAGGGGAAUCCAGCCGCAUUACUAGGAAGGGGGUUUUGUUUGUUUUUUAAGUGGUGUAGCCUAGUGGUUAAGAGACUUAGCCGAACGAGUUAGGAAAUCCCAGGGAAGCCACUCUCUAUUUCAGCACCACCGCUCCAGUGGGAUAACGCUGACUUCGCUUGUCGUAACGAUUACAGGUGUAUGCGGUGUUUUUCCCCCCCUUUAAAAAAUUGUUUAGGGGGGCUCUGAUUUUGACUCGAGAAAACCCCCAUUUUAUAGUUCGAAUCGGGAAAAAUAAAUACAGUAAAUGGACAAAAGUACCGUACAAAGAUUCACAAAUCUUUUGGGGGUAUGCUCCCCCCUAGAAAACAACAACACUGGAUGUAUGUGAUAAUAGAUCAUAGAGUUGGAAGGGACCACAGGGGUCAUCUGGUUCCAACCCCCUGCGAUGCAGGAAUCUUUUGUUCCACAUGGGGCUCGAACCCACGACCCCCAGAUAAAGUCUCAUGGUCUGCCAACUGAGCUAUGUUGGGUAAUGUUUGUGAAACAUUUUAAUGUGUUGUACAAAAUGUGAAGUAUUAAUACAGUUUUGCUGUUAUUAGGCACUCGUGGAGUAAAUCAUCAGUCUUAAACCAUACUAUCACAAUGAGGAAAAUCAGAUCUUAAAUUGUACUGUUUUGGUGGGGUGACUAACACACAAACAUAUAGUUCUUCUGAUUGCAGUUUUAUUUAUGAUGUCUUUCCCUUCCUGUUUAUGGGGUUUCAGAUUUUAUUGUUGAUUUAUUCUAUGCUGUCAGUUAAAUCAGGGAUAUUCACUGAAACAGGUUAGACAUUCCAUAGGCAACUAAAACAUUUUGGAAUACUAUUGUUUCCCUAAUGUAUUUUCACCAAUCUUCUGGCAAGGCAGAACAACAAAAAAUGAAAGGCCUCUUUUGGAUAGUACCCAAAAGCAAGGUUUGUGAGCAGAAGCUGCUCUUUUCAAUUAUUUUUUCUCAAGGAAUGUGUGUGUGUGUGUGUGUGUGGUUAUUUCAGAAUACCAAUCUGCAGCAUAAUUUCUGAGUUUUUGGAAACACACCAAAGUUAUUAAAACCUCAAAAAAUAAGGAAACAAGGUGCUUCUAGGGCUGCAGCAUUAGGAAGUAGAGGAAAAAACCCUGGACUAGUUGCUUAGUGCUUGAUCAAAGAAGCAGAUGUCAUUACGACUAGAAAGUGUUGACUCUGAAAUAUAUGUAUUGAGAAGAGCUUAGUUCCCUGGAUCUGUUUUCCUCCUACAUUUCAACCUCUUUGGUGCAGAGGUGUUCCAUCCUCCCAAUCACAUAUUCAUUCGUUAAGUAUCUGAGCACUAGUCAAAACAAUCUGGCUCAAAACAAUCUGGUGUCAUUCAAGAAAUGAUCCUUUCUUUGUGGUUAAAUCUGUGGUAACUAGUUGUCAGUGUCUUGCCGUUUAAGGGCAUCCUCUAAUCUUCCACCUGAAAUGGACCACUUUACCAGUAACUUUUCUACCUGGUCACAGAAUGGUUAUUUACCAUUUGUUCAUUUUCAUUUACAAAUAUAUUCUGGUGAAACAUCUCAAAAGUGGUUAGCAAUUUAAAAAAAAUCAAAAAUAAAAGCUUUCUUGGACAAACAACAAAAAAGUCAAGUCCAGUACAGAUACAGACUGUUGUUGUUGUUGUUGUUGUUGUUUUUUAACCUACCUAAAUGGCUUGUUCCUCAGGUUCCCAAACCUGUAUCCCCCUCAAACAGUGUCUGAAUAAGUAAAGGCCUGUUCAAACACUCAUACUAGUGCAGUAGUGAAGAAGCUUUCCAAUGGGGACUACUAGCCACUGCUGUAGAACCAUCAGUGGAGGCUGAAUUCCCACCUGUAUCUGUCAUUGUUGGGGUUGCGUGUGUGAUGAAGGCAACUCAGCUAAGCAUUGGAAAGCAGAGAUUUGCUGAUUACCCCUUGCUCUGCAAGGUUUCCUGGCAUUCUGGACUAGAUUUUGAUGUUGUGGGGAGGGGAGAUGAAGGGGUGAGAAAGUUCCACUGCACAAGCGGAAGUCCACUUUAAAAGAGGACUUGGAUACAUCCCAUCAUUCCCCCCUGAGUCUCUGCUCCCUAAAUAGCUUCCAUGUCACUGCCCCAGUGAAAGUUGGAGUUAUUUAUGUGAAGGAUUUAAUGAGAAGAUAUGCACAAAACUUGACAUUGGAUUGCAGAGAAUACUCAUUCUUGGUACCACUGCCAAAGUCUUAUCAAAAAGGUGAUAGGGUCAAGCUGUUCUCUAAAGGGGUUUCCUGUGACCUAAUAUUUUGUUAUUGAACUGAAUUCAAAUAUCACAGAUGCAGGCAACAAAUUGACUAUAUAUACUUGGUUUCUUCCAGGGGAGUAGGAGAGGAAACACAUUUACAUACAUACUCAUGUGCAUAUGUAUUCUGCAUGAUACACUUCUCUGCCCAGUGCCCAUAAAGGUGUGAUAGAAUAAUAUUUUCCCUUUUUUAAGAUAAAGAGAAUGGUGGUUGAACAUUACUGUAAAUGAGCCUGGUUAACCAGGAUAAAAUGUUCAGUACUGUCUCCGGCUUUAGGAUGUAAUCGGAUAACUAGCUGAGGUCAAACAACAUUCCCCAACACAGCCUAGGUAGACUGUGUAUUAUUGCAAUUAUAGACUUAUUAUUGAGGAAGGGUGAUCUUUUCUUAGAAAUAUUCAUAGUUGGUUUCUGCUAGAGACAGGAUACCAGACUAGAUGAAUCAUUGUUCUGCUGUAGUAAUGACCAUGUCUGUUCAUCUCCCAGAACUGGCAAAGCACAGCUAGACACGACCUGGCAUUUGGCUUGUCAUGUUUUGCAUUUGCAGGACACUUGUCAAACAAGGAAUGUCGCAGUUCAGCAGAACUACAGCUUCAGCUCUGCUCUUCAAGAUAUUAAUAAAUCUAUGAAAGGCCCUGUUGGGGCAUAACAGUACAACUGCUCCAGUAAAUGUCUGCUCAUAAUCCUCCAUAUGUUUCUUGAUAAGGGAUGGGGAGUGUAUCCCUAUUAAAACUAAUCUCAUUUUAAUGUCUAGAGAGACUGAGGAGAUAUGAAAACAUGCUUUGAAUUUAGAGGUCGAUUGGCUUAUUGAAAGAACUUUCUCCAAACCUAGAUCCUGCUACUGCAUUUUCCAAAAUGGCUCAACAUCUAAAAUUGACCAUAAAACUGAUAAUUAUAAUGUUGCAAAAAAGAGGCUCUAUUUAUCAAAAUUUGCAGAUCUUCUAUAAUUCAGGGAUAGCCAACAUAUAUUGUUCAACUGCAACCCCCAUCAUCCCUGUUCAAUGGCUAGAUUGGUUGGGCUGAUGGGAAGUGGAGUCCAAUAAUGUAGAGGGCACCACAUCUACGCCAAUCUAGUUCCUCUAGCUAGUUGUGAGAGGCCUUGUGUAUGCUGCCAAUGGAAUAGAAUGGGGAGAGAUAAGAAGAGCUCCCUGGCUGUAGCAUUCCAGAAUUUCAGGCAGGAUUCUUGCCAAGCCCUAUGUGAAGACUCCAGGGAUUGAACUAGGGACUGCAUGCAAAGCAGUUGCUCUACCACUGAGCUAUGGUGCUUCUCUUAUCUGGGUUCAGGAGAAGCCAUAGCUAACAGACUAGCCUUGGCUGGGCAUAGGCACUUCUAGCCCCAGAGGCUCGAGAGGCUUCAGUUCUUUAGGACUUUGUCUUCAGUCAAAGCAUAUAUGGAAUGAAACAUAGCUAGCAAUGAGAACUUUUAGGUAUGGCUUCCUUUAGUUAUUAAUGCUUACAUCAUAAAUAGCCACGUGCCAUAAUGCUGAUAAUGAGUAAUGCUCAAAUGAUUUCUACUGUUUAUUCUAGUCAUUCCAUUGAUGUGCCUUAACAUAAAGAUAACAUGAGAAAUUGUGAGCUGUGUGAAUAAGUACAGUCUUUUUCCACUCCUGAAUCUCCCAACAUUCAGCUUCUUUGGCUCUUCUUGAGUUCUAGUAUUAUGGGGGGGGGGGACUUUUCUCUAUCCACUUUCUCCAGAUCAUUCUGUAUAUCUCUGUUGUAUCUCUUCUUAUUCAAGUACGAUUAAUAUUGGCUAACUCCCCAUAUCUCUAGUUUUCACAGCUGAAUUAUAACCAAUUUCUUUUACUGGCUUUAGUCUCCCUCCUGGAAGUUAAUACUAGCCAAUAUUUUGUUGUUGUUUUCUUUCUGCAGUAAGCAUAGCAUAUCAGUUCACUCUGUGUGAUGCUGUACAUUGGUAAGUCACAUUGAGUACUGAAAUAAUUUCCUAUUACAUCAUGAGCCAGAUACUUUGCAGCUUUUACACUAAGCAACUUAAGCCGUCUGUGUAUCUAUUUAACAGUGCAAUCCUAUGCAUAUCUACUCAGAAGUUAGUCCCAUUGAGAUCAAUGGAGCUUACUCUCAUUUAAGUGGGAAUAGGACUUCAGCCUCAGUUACUUGUUGUAAUUUUAUCUGUCCUAUGGUGUAAUAUGAAUAUGUUAUAGUACUUGAAGUACCUUACAAAACUGAUCAUGCUGAAAUUGCAUGUUGUCUUCUGCUGAAUAUUAGUAAUGAGUGGAAGGGAUGCAUCAAACCUUAAUUAUAUUCCUCAGAAGUAGUUAUGUAUCCUAACAUGUGUCAAUUUAAAAACACUUGUUUCUUGAUUAAUGUUUGCUCAGUGAAAUUGUGACAAUAUGGAAUGGGAGAGCCAUGUAUUCUGAGCUGGAGCAAUCAGCUCAAACCUCUACACAUGUUGAGCUUCUCAGGUAGACUAGAGGUUGAAUAGUAGGAUUGAUUAUGCAUUUUCUCCCAAGGUAAGGGGAAGUGACCUUGCUAAGCCUGGUAUUAACCCAUUCAUACAUUAGAUUUAAGUAUGUUGGUUAUAUGAGGCUGGUUAUCGCACAUGUUAUGAUUUAACAGUAAACAGUGGGACAACCCCCCACCCCCACCCCACUGCUCAGACCUGUACCUACAAAUUAUGAACCUGUGACUAGAAAUCGUCACACCAACAGAAGCGUGGAUGAACCCUGUGCAAGUGUAAUCCCUGUGAUGAAGAAGAGUUGAUAGCAGUGUGCUGAAUACGUAGGUGCUUGUUAAAUCAUUGAGUUUAAUAGAUGCUCAUCCAAGCUUGCCAUAUGAUUAAACAAGACACAUGGGAUUGGGUGAUGGCACAUACAAGGUUCCUAUUCUUUAGCAGCAAGUUUACGAAGAUGCAGGGAAAUGAUGACAAGCUAUUGACUUGCCUUUUUCACUUUUCCUUAACUAGCAUACGUCAGGAACAAAUGUUUUACUUCCUUAUAGCACAUGACAUUUUAUGUCACGGGCUUCUAACAUUCAAAUUCAUGGGCACCAGUAUGUCUGUUUGCUAAGCCAAAUUUCUAGCCACUUAGAUGACAGCCAUUUGGUGUCCUUUAACUUACCAUUGUAAACAAGUAAACUCAUUUUGGCAAGUUAGCUAGUUUAACUCAUUCAGAAUUGUUACACUAAGGUUUAUAUUGGUCAAAUGCAAUAUAAAUGGUGGAUUUCUUGCAGGUGGUCCUGAUUGGUUAGAAUUGCUUGACGAGGCCCUGGGCCCUGAAGUUCCCCUCAGAAAUAAACACACAGACAUGAGCAUGUUGGGUUAAUGGGAUAAAUUAGGCCACAACUUUAUUGGUUACAGAUGUUAGCGGUUUGGCUUAGGCAUUUGGGUGAAGCCAGACUACCGUAUUUUUCGCUCUAUAAGACACACCAGACCACAAGACGCACCUAGUUUUUGGAGGAGGAAAACAAGAAAAAAAAUAUUCUGAAUCCCAGAAGCCAGAACAACAAGAGGGAUCGCUGCACAGUGAAAGCAGCAAUCCCUCUUACUGUUCUGGCUUCUGGGAUAGCUGCGCAGCCUGCAUUUGCUCCAUAAGACGCACACACAUUUCCCCUUACUUUUUAGGAGGGAAAAAGUGAGUCUUAUAGAGCAAAAAAUACGGUAUAUCCUGGCUCUCCUGCCCAUCUGCAGGAAGUCUCUCAAGGGUCAACCACCUAUAAGGGGGAGCCCUAUGAUAUACAUCAAUUGAGAGCACCCCCAGGGUCACUGAUGGGGUCAUGGCAUGGCCCUGUUAGGAUAUUUCCAUUCCACCUUAAAAAGGGAGCAGGUUGUUGUGUCACAGCCUGCGUAUUUCCUGUUAACAGGAAGUUUAUGUUUUGUAUAUGCUUUCGUUCUCUCUCUGUGCCUGAACACACAAGGAGGCAGUCAUGUUUUUUCUUUGUUCUGAUCAACACUGAAUAAAGUUGUAAAUAAUGCUCUCCUGAGUGUACCUUUCGUUGUACGAACUCCGCUGAUAGAGCGUGCACGAGCUCUGGAAUGUGGCAAGCUAUUUCUUGAGGCUCGUGUCGCUAAUUGACUGAUACUGCGUUACUACGGGAGAUUGAUGGAUCACAACGGAGACGGCGUGGGGGCAUGAUGGCCUUUGUCUCCCUGGCAGUAUCCCAACAGGCCCUAGCCCACGCCCAGGCUUUGGACAGGAACCACACCCCCGGAUCCCUUUAAUGGGAUACCCUUAAUGAGGAGGGGCAGGCGGAGGCAACAACCUCCCCUCCCAUAAACAAAGCUUAUUCAAUGCCUAACCACCACUCAAGCCAAAAUGCUCGCCGCCAACAACCUCACCUGCAACCAACACCUAAUGCCAUCAACAAUAUCAGCCAGCCAAAAAUCAUUACCCUUAUCAGAAAGGUAAACACCAUUGUUACGAAACAAGGCCACCUAGUUGAACAUAAUAGCGGGAUGCCGUAUCACCCGGCCCUUCAAGAGCUGCACAUUCUGUUCCACUGCACGAUUAGCAAUUCUCUUGGCCCUAUUGAUUGCCGCCAGAUGGGGGCAAUCCCGCCAACAACGCCUCUCCAAAGGCUGGGACCAGAUUAACGUCAAGUCCGGGGUGUGUGACACUGCCGGGAGCCCUGAUGACGUGGGCAGCACCCCUCUGCCCACUCCUGGGUCACUGCGAGGUCCCGGAUGUCCACCAGCAAUGGCUCACCUCUGGGGAAGGGGAGCGGUCUAAUGACAUCUUCUUCAGCCCCUCCAAAAAGCUCCCUUGUGUGUAUCGAUAGACCUAGCUCUGCUUUAAACAGAAGCUUGAGUAAAAGCAUGGUUAAUUAUUUUGGGGAAAUGGUGUGUGUGCUUGUAUGAGGGCAAUGAAUAAGGUAUUCUUUACAAUUUCCUCAAAAUAGUUUUGAACCAGCAUGAAUUAGUUCAAAUAAUAAAAAAAUAAGUUGCUUUGGACUCCUUUCCAUCUGUACCACAUUUGUCUGAAGUUUAACAAAUAGCAACAGGUUCUUUUAAAUCUGUGUUUGAUUGCUUAAUUAUUUGACUGCUUGCUCAACUAGAAAACCAUAAAUGACAAUGAUUAUAUGUUACCAUUGCUUUUUACAAAAUAUUAAAAUAACUCAUCAAACAUUUAAAAUGUGUAAUGCAGGAUAAAACAUAAGAAAGAGUGGCUUAUGGUCCGAGUUUCAAGAAUUAUGUUUUCUGCACUGUUUUUCCAGUAUUGGAACUAACUCCAGGAAAAUGAUGAUCUGCUAGCUGCUGCCUUUAAUCUCUGUGGCAUCUGUUGAACUGUCCCUUCUCUCUUCCACCCUCUCCUCCCUUCCUUUCAUCUCUCUGUGUGCAUGCUGGAUAUUAGUUUCGCUGGGUUUUGACACAAUUCUUUCCAUGAGGAUAGGUUCAGCUGUUUCUCUUCACAGCCUGCACUACGCCCUUCCGCUCUCGUCCCUACCUCAGCACUUAGCAAAAUUAUGAUUCUUACAGCCUGUGGUCCUAUGUCUAUGACUGCACGUGUUUAUUUCCCUACUUUGAAUAAUUUGCUGCAUAAAAAGCUAAAAGUCUGUCUCAUGCUUUUAUAACCAUUUCUGGGUUGCUGUUUUUCUUUUCUUUUAAAAACCAGUUUAAUGUUUAAUACACACUGAUCUGCUCUUGGUGUAAACAGUUAUUCUUAUCAAUUGCUGCUGCACACAUUAAUAAUAGACUCAUAAAAUUGUAGAGUUGGAAGGGGCCCUGAGGACCAUCUAGUUCAACCCCCUGCAAUGCAGGAAUAUGCACCUUUCACAUGCGGGGAUUGAACCUGCAGUCUUGGCGUUAUCAGUGCCACACUCUAACCAACCUAGCUGUCCACACCUAUAUUAGUCUUACUCUGGAUGUGUUACGUCUUCAUAGUAAACCAGGGAUAGCUAUCCCUUUUCAGCUUGAGGGGCCACUUUUCUCUGGGGGCUGCAUAGCAGAGCGGUUAUAGCCAAAAAUGUGGUAAGGUCCACACUCUUAUGCACAUGUAUUCACACACCAUACACACAAACACACAUACCACUUACACACUGUCACACACCCUAACCAUGUUAUUGUUUCAUCCUGUUAUGAAAAGUACUGACAUCAAAAGAUCUUGUCUGUGGUAGGCUUAUUACUAUGCGGAACUCCUUCAGUGAGAUUAUGCAUGUGUCACCUGAGAUAGCAGUUUUCAAUAGCUAUUGAAAUCGCCCAAAAACUGAAGCUGUUAUCUUGAGAGGGCUAAACCCUUUGACAGUGGUAACGAGGAAAUUCCAUCACAGACUUGCUUGUCAUAUAUUUCUGGUGUUUGCAAUUCCAGGAUUUCAAUUUGAGAGAGAGAAUGUGGUGAGCAUAAAUUUGAAGAGGACAGGUGUUGAUGGGCAAGUGUGCAUUGAUGAGACAAGGACGAAAUAUUUGAAGUGGGUGCUCACUGCUAAUUUUCCACUUCCCCAAGUUAACAUGUACAUAGUUGAAAUUACCUUUGCACCUUGAUGAUCAUCAAGUAAAAGACAGAAGGCAUUCCAUGUUAAGCAUUGGAAUUAGAACAAAACUUGGUUAAAUGGAAACAUUGUUUAAUGUUGCACAAGAGGCAACCUCUGACUUCUCUGACGUAUGCUGCAAUUCUGCCAUCAGCAUUUUCUAUUCCACAUUUUUCCUCCCUUGAUUCAACAAAAUAAAGAUCCUGCAACACAGUGAAGACAUUUGAAGAUUCCAUGCCACCUUAUGUCACUUUUGGGGUAGGGCCUAGAAUGCUGUUGCAAUUGUCAUUUCAUUUACUCAAGCUGUGAUUCAUUUGUAAUAUAUACUCAUGGAAAGUAAUAACCUUGCAAUGUACUUGUACAAUGUGGAACUGAACUCACAGAAGAUUACAGAUAAUGACUGUAAAAUACUUCAUGGUUUAACUUUGAACCUUGGACCCUGACCUACAGCAAAAUCAUUUUCUGUAGUAUGAAGAUACACACAGCCCAGGAAAAAUGUAGGAAGCAUAAAGACAAAUGCUUCCCUUUAAAAGCUUGGCUACGAGGGGAACAGAUUUCUACUCCUAUGGCAUGGGGACCAAUCUGGAAUAGGCUGAUGAAGAGAUUCAUUGAAGGGCAAAGCAGCUAAGCUUGACCAUCUGUUUUCUUGGAGGUCAUGUCAGCAUGAAAAUGCAGAGAUGCAAAUUUAGAGAAGGCAACACCACUACAAAAAAAAAUCUGCUUUAUUUAAUCUCCAAUUUACAGCAGCAUAAUUAUGACUCCACAAAACAGUUUGAAUAGAACAAACAUUAUACUUAAAAGCUCGAUGUUGGUUAAUUGGGCUUACAAACAGUGCGCUGCAGUGGGCAGGUCAGUCUAUAAUUGCCUACUGGAUUGCUAGAUUUUUCCCUAAAGGAGCGGAUACUGACUUUGCUGUGAGAUUAGCCUUCAGCUCUAGUAAGCCAAAUUCAUACGUUUGAUAACAUUUAUCAAUAGCCUACAACUUCUGCUUGGAUUUCUAUAUGGGAAAGAAGUAAGUGCGCAAAAGUCAAAAUUAUAUCACACCUGCAGAGACAGUAUCUAAAAGCAGAUAUGAGAACAUAUCUCUGAGAAAGGAGAUGGAUGUGGAUGAGCCACCGUAAAAAUCAUCAUCAUCUUCAUCAUCUUGAAAUAAUUUGCCCCUGGAAAAGCAACAAAUUUCAGUAUCCAGAAUAUUGUUAGUUUCUUAGUAUUGUGUAUUUGCCACUUUUGCUGUGUAUGGCAUUUUCACUUUUAUCCCAGAAAGAUCAUGGUGAUCUUUUUAUUUUUAUUUUUUAAAAAAUGGUUGCAUGCAUUAGACCUGCUGAUUUCAAACAGCAAAUGACCCUGGGCUGAAUUUGAAUAAGUGUUUUGAAACCACUGAGCAUCUAUCUCAAAAGAUCCAAUUCAGUGUCAAAAUGACCUCUUAGAAAGAGAGCAUGUGUGAAUGCUAAGCAGAAUUCCAUGUUGCUGUCUUGUGUGCAUCGUCACAUCAUGCUGAUCUCUGCUGCUGAACCAUGUCUGCAAACGUUUCUUAAUGUGGGUUAGUGAUGGGGUGCUGAAAACAGGAUUCAGGAAAUGGCAGUGAGUGCAUGUUAUUGACUCAGCAUGUCCUGGGUAGGGCUAGGAGUGAAGAUGAGUAUGUAUCCCACGGCUACUGUGCCCCUAUGUGGCUAUGAGAACAUGGUCUAAAAAUACUCAGCAGAACCCCCUAAGCAUUCAAAUGCUUUGACAUGUGAGAGAAAAAUCUCCCUAGAAGCUGCAUUUUUAAAGUGGAAAAAAUAGCAAGAAGGGAAAUGGUUAAGCAGCCUCUGCCCCAUCUUUCUCCCACUCUCAAAUGUUGCCACUGAGUCUGCUGUAAACAAGAACCCCAACCCAACUGUUCAGAACAUUUAAGUUGGCCCUAAGAAGGCUCUUGAUGGCCUUCCUUGUCUCUUUGCUGCAGCACUGAAGAGAACUCUAUUAAAUGAGUGUGUUUGUCAAGAGAGGUCAGUUGCGUUAUUCAUUUGGCUUAAUUUGUCAACAUAAUGUUUCCUCCAGCCCUUAGCCUUGUAACAACCAAAGCAAAAUGAGCAGUUCGGUUAGCUUGUAUUUUAAAGGCUGGUUUAAAGAUACUAAUCGGCUUGUUAAUGAUUUGAAUCCUCAAGCCUCAUGAGGUUUUACUGGGUGCAUUUCCAACUAGGUCAGCUUUGCUUCCAUGCUAGUGCACUGCCAAACUGGCAGUCAGGAAAUAAUAAUAAAAAAGCACUUUUCCACAAUUGACCUGAGGGGGCAUUUUAUGAAGAUUUAUGGUGGUGUAUCUACUGUUUGAGAACAAAAUGCAACAUAUUUUCAUAUACUGUAUUCUUUCUUUCUUUUUUAAGUACAUUCUAUUCUGAAAAUGUAUGGUGUUAUUUGGAAAUACUACAGCGGGUAGUAACCACAGAUUUCUGGGACCAAAAUAAUAUUUAUCCUUUUACCGCAGGAUUUCCCAAACUUGGGUCUCUGGCUGUUUUUGGACUACAACUCCCAUCAUCCCUAGCUAGCAGGACCAGUGGUCAGGGAUGAUCGGAAUUGUAGUCCAAAAACAGCUGGAGACCCAAGAUUGGGAAUCAUUGUUUUCCUGCAUGGGACAAGGAUGGAGAACUGUGGCCUUCUAGAUUUUGAUGGCUCUCCCGAUCACAGACCAUGCUUGCCAGGACUGAAGGUAUGUGGAAUCCAGCAACAUAUGGAGGCAUACCAGUUUUCCAUCCCAAACAUAGGACCCACAAAGAUAGACUUGUCUGCUUCUUGAUGUGUAGUUCCUUUUCUGCUUUCUGGACAGAUGUGUUUAGAAUAACCCAUACACUCUACAGCAAGCUCAAAUGAGGCUCCUGUAACUCCUUUAGAAAAUGAUAGAAAUAAUUUACAAAUAUUCUGUAUAUACUUACUGUUGUUAUUCAACAUAGUGACUGCUUAGCAAGGUGUGCUAGAAUGGGCAAGUGACGGGUUUGCAAUUGGCUGGGCUAAUUGCAAGAAUGUUAGGAAGGCUAAAGAGAUUAUCCAAAGGGCACGACAUGUUAAAUUAAGCAAAGUCAAUCACUCUCCCCUGUUCCUCUCUCCCUCUCUCUGACUCAACUGACACAACUAGCCCAGCCUUUUCACUUUCUUCUCAAAUAUACGGAAGACAAAUCAGUUUUCUUUUUAAAGCUGAGAAAUAAUAGUUUCAAUAUGUGUGUUUUAACGUGCAUUUCCCCUUCUGAUAUGUACUUUUUUCAAAUGACAGGACUUCUGCCAUGAAGUUACAGAAUAUUGUUGUCCUUUAAAAAAAAAAAAAAAAAAAGCUUAUUUUCCGGAAAACUGGGAGAGGGUAUUUUGCAAAUCUUUCUUAGAUUUUCGAAUACAACAGUUUGACUGACAGUGUGCAUGAUUUGCUGGAAUCAGCUGGCUCUAAAAUGCUUUUGUGGAUUGUGAAUAUUAGCUUCUUCCAGUGCAAUGAAUUAGGUAGAUUACAGAUGGAAAAACCAAUAUACAUAUAAGGGAUUAGCCUCACUUCACACUGGAGGUACUUAUAGUCAUGAGGAGGGCCCGCAAAUCUUUGUACUUAACUCUGUUCUCUGAUUGCUAGCUAAUGCAUCUUCAUUCCAUUGUCAUUCUGAAAUUCUUGAAAGGGAGGAAUGGCAACAUUAAUUUUCUUUCUUUUUGAGUAACAUUUAUUGGUUUUCAUUGGAAUAAUAACUUUUCCAUGGAGACCAGUACUGUAUAUUGAGAAGAAUCUGAAUGCAUGCAUAUUGCUAUCAAGCUCUAUUUAUGUGUGGGUGGGUGGGGAAUAUCUGUGUGCAUUCAUAGCCUUGAAGAGCAUGGGGUAGCUACGAAGGUAAAUUUACAUUGAACCCUCUCACAAUGCCUUUUACCAUCACACUGUUAGAAUGGUUGUGGUACUUACUAAACAACAAGAUUAAAAAGGCAAUUAUGCACCUGCAGUUACCUUCUAUGAUUAAAAAGAUAAGAGGGUUGGGGAGAGCUUAAUAGGGGUGUGAUAUGCCCAUAUGCUAAUUUUGUGGCUUGAAACAUGCAAAUAGGUUGUAGAACAGUUGUUUGCCCCUGCUACGUUGCAUUCCAAGGGCACAUGUGCAUUGGUGGCUUUCUAAACUUUUCAGUGCAAUACAGUACAUGUUCACUCACAUCUGAGUAUUCAGCUGGAUAUUAACCAUGAUGGCUAUGUUCCACUGUCAGCGGCAGUAUGUCUCUGAAUAGCAGUUAUGGGGACUUGAAGAUGGGCAAAGUACUGUUGUUCCUGCUUGCAAGCUUCCCACAGGCAUCUGAUUGGCCACUGAAGAACAGGGUGCUGGUUGAGGUGAGCCAUUGGCCCAAUCUAGCAAGUUCUUCUUAUAGUCUUAUGUAAUGGGACUUGCUCCCAGAUAAGUGCAUGUUGAAAAGCUGUUGUGCACUUCCUUGAAUUGUGUGGGAGCUGGAUUUGUUCUGCUUAUGAGACAUAGUUUAGUUCCUCCUGGAUGAUCAGAGUAUGAGUAACUCUCAUUAGUUGGCAUCUUUCCUUUUACAUGGUUUUGUGCCAGCUCACUGUCAUUUAUAUUCAGUCACAGAGGAAGAAAUUCUUCUUUGUUUAUCUGCUCUGGCUUCAGGCGAAAGAAGCUCUUACCUCUUCAACAUUUAUUUUUCUUCUGUUGUUCGGUCUCUGAAGAUCAAAUAUGUGAAGUGCUUUGAACAAGAAUUCCAUGUGUAAAGCAAAAGAACCAAUUUUUAACAAAUUCGUAAAGUAAAAAUAAAAAAGUCCUAAACAAAGAGGUGAGGAGGGUAAAUCCUUCAUGAUGCUGAUUGUUGCUGGCAUUCUCAGAAUGCGGCACAUUGAUGUUUUGAUUUGUACACUGUAUGGGCAUCCAGGUGGAUUCAAUGCCACUAACAAGGUAAUCCAUUUAAGACCUUCAUCUCAUUUGCAGCUCAAACUGGGCAUGGCAGGAGACAUGUUUUUGAAGAGUCUGCUUGCGAGAACACAUUAGGUGGAUUCCAACCCCUAGCAAAUGGCAUAUGUCUGAUAACUCUUUGCAAAUAAGGAACCCUUUUUUGUAAACUUUACUGUUUGGUGGUUUGUUUGUUUUUUAAAGGAAACAACUGGUGAAAUUAAAAAUAAAUAAAAUAUCAUGUUAGUUACAAUGACUAUGUUCCAAGAACAAACUCUGGCUACAGAUCAUGUUUCCUUUCAUCCCUCUGUGAGCCAGGAGGAGCAAAGUGAGUACAGUUUUGCACAUGCACAGUAAGAUAUGAUUUAUGCCUUUCCAUGACAUGCUGAAGCAGCCUAGAAGUGUCAUCAUACCAGCAUGUGCUCUUUAGUGUUUAGCAUACGAUGUACCUUUAACAAGAAGAUAUUUCUUAAGAUAACAAGACAACGGUGAUACAUUAUGUAUCAGUGUUCAACGCAGCAGGCUAAGUAAUCCAGAGGGAAAAGCUAAUGGUAAACUGACUGCUUGCUACUCCCUAUCUCUGACUUGUUUGCAGGUACCUGUCGCUGGAAGACUGUCCAGUGUAAGACUAGUCCAAUAUUAGCACAUGGAAUGUGCAGUUAAAGCCUUUGAUCUGAAAACAUCUAGGAAGCAUUUCUCUCACCUAACACAAUCGCAUAGCAGACAUAGGAUGUCGCCUUCUUAGGCCAGGGUAGGCUACAGUGUCAGAGGAUAAACCAUCACAGGAAUGAAUGGCUUCAUCUGGAGCACCUUAUUUGGGUGUGUUGGGUGUAUACACUGUGGGGAAGUUCAGUCAAGCAAUUAAGCUCACCCCAGAAAACAGCUGUUUAGCAGAGUUGUCUUUACUAGGUCAACACCAACAUACACUACUAUACAUACACACACAAAGGUAAAGGACCCCUGGACAGUUAAGUCCAGUCAAAGGUGACUAUGGGGUUGCGGCACUCAUGUUAUAAGUAGUCUUCUCUCUCUGAACCUAGAGAGGGCUCUCUGUUUCAAAGUGUUUGCUGCGUUAAAGUCCAUAGCCAAGUCUUUAGUUCAGUUGCCUUGAAAGUCCUGCAACUGGUGGAAUUCUCUCAAGUUCUGAAGUCUAGCAGUUUUCCAACUUCCUCCUCAGAAAAUCUCUUGAAAAAGUCCUCACUCAAAUCCACAGUUCCAGCAGAGAGCCAUCAACAAUUCCUGCAAUCUCCCACCAGGACCCACACAGUAUGCUGUAACCUGAGCUCCUUUAUAUACAAAGUGACUUACCAAGUAACACAGAUAAGAGAGUAGCAAGAUGCCUGCAGAAGCAUUGUGGGGAACGAGUUGUCUCUGCUGACUUGAGGAGAAUUAACCCAUUAACUGCAUUCCUAAAGACACUUUUGUAUUAGAAAAAAUGACAUUUGAAUACAGUGGUACCUCAGGUUACAAACUUAAUUCGUUCUGGAGGUCCGUUCUUAAACUGAAACUGUUCUUAACCUGAGGUACCACUUUAGCUAAUGGGGCUUCCCGCUGCUGCCGCAGCUUCUCAUCCUGAAGCAAAGUUCUUAACCCAAGGUACUAUUUCUGGGUUAGCAGAGUCUGUAACCUGAAGCGUCUGUAACCCGAGGUACCACUGUAAUGGGUUAUUGCUUGUCAGCUUCUAAUAUUUCUGUAUGACCAUUUCUCUUUAGACAAGGUCCUAUCUGGGGAUAUCAGUAACUUUUACAGAAAAUAGUGUCUUGGUAGUGAAACAUGAAGUUCAAGGUUUUGUUAAAUUCUGAGUUGGUAAAUGCUGAAUUGGUGGAUGGUAAAUGUGUGUGUGAAUCCUGACAUUGCAAGCUGGAAACAUCUGUUUUUCUCCUUUGUGUGCAUGGUUCUUCUUCCAAGGAAUCUACACAAAAGUCUGGUCACCUGCUUAUCUCCUUAGGCAGCCUCCACCAAUCUGGUGCCCUUAGUUGUCCUGACUGGGGCUGAUGAGAGUUGUAGUCCCAAACAACUAGAGGACAGCAGAUUGACAAAGGCUUUCCUUUCAUGACCCAUGGAUGACAUUUGCUCAUCACCAAAUAUUGGGUGGGGAGACGGAGGUGGAAAACAUCUAACAUUGGAGCUUCUGUUUCUCCAAAUCCUGGCUUCCAGAACGCAACUACAAAAACAAACACCACAACUAAGGGCUAGUUCAGCAUGUAAAAUUCCUCCACUGCGGAUAUGUGCAGCUGUUCUAUAUGAUGGGGUUUUUUUUUAAUUCUUGAAUUGUUAGUAACAUUUCUAUGUUUUUGUAAUGCUGCAAAACAGUGACUGUUACUGUUUUGAUUUUAAUUAACUGCCUUAGGCAUUUUGGUAUAGAAAGGAAGAAUAUAAAUCUUUUGAAUUGAAUAACAUGUGAAGAGAGAUGCCAUGUCAGUGACUGCAACUGUUCCCUCCCCCCCAACAAUCCUGAUCAGAGGUGAGCCUGGCUGGCGGUAUUCCAUUUCUGUUGAACCAAACUCAUCCUAGCAGUAGCUCCAUCUGGUCUUAUAACCCCAUUUACAGCUGUGUGUAGUGAUUUAGAAGUGUUAACAAGUAGCCCUAAGUGAUUUUCCCAGUGUUAAAAAUGAGCAAUACAAGAAUGGAAUCCAGUUUUCCAGAAUCUGCUUCAGCGAAGAGCAUUUGGCAAACCCCAAGUUGUAGGACUAAAAUGAUGUUGUCUUUCUUCUCUGUAGGGUCACAUGAUUCCUUCAGCUACUGGGUUGAUGAGAAAUCUCCUGUGGGACCAGAUCAAGCCACAGCGAUCAAGCGGUUGGCUAAAAUCUCUUUGGUGAGGAAGGUCAUGAAGAAAUGGUCAGUGACACAAAACCUAACGUUCAAGGAGCAGCUUGAAGGUGGAAUCCGCUACUUUGACCUCCGUGUAUCUUCCAAACCAGGCGAAGCAGGUCAAGAAAUCUACUUCAUACAUGGUUUGUUCGGAAUCAAAGUAUGGGAUGGGCUGAUGGAGAUCAACACCUUCCUAGAACACCACCCUAAGGAAGUGAUCUUCCUGGAUUUCAACCAUUUCUACGCUAUGGAUAACAACCACCAUGCAUACCUGAUCAGUAGGAUCCAAGAGGUUUUUGGAUCAAGACUCUGCCCAAAGGAGUGUGUGGAAAACGUGACAUUACAAAACCUCUGGGAAAAGCAGCAGCAGGUAGGAAAGCGUUUCUCAUUUAGCAACAAAUUUCUAUAAUUCAAAGAACUCUUAGAAUUGAAAGUGUCUUGCUUGAACCUGGAAUGGGGAGGCAAGCAUGGAGUGCACCUUUCUUGCUCUGAGCUGGAGAAAGGAGCAGAGGAUUUCCCUUUGAGUUCAUCCUGCAUUUCAGAAGCAUAGCAUAAUACCUUGUCCCUUUGCGAACAGAACUCUAGUUGGUCAGUAAGGCAAGCCCCAGUUUGAUUCCUGUCUAUAACAUUCAUUAACUGUGUGUUCAGUACUGUUAGGAUUACUUUUGGGCUGCAAUCUUUCAUAGCUAUUGUUCCCUAUUAGACCCUCACCCCCUUUAAAGACUGCUAUGGGGCCUGGAUGAAACUAAAACAUAUCUCAUGGUAUGGCAACUGAAAUGCUGUUCUUUAAAGUAGGGCUGGGAAGCCGGUAGUUCCUUCAGCCACAGCCAGCAUAGUUAGUAUGCAGGAAUGUUGGGUUUUUGGAGUCCACAGUGUCCAUCUGGAGGGCCACAGACUCCCCAUUCCUGCUCUGAAGCACCUGGUAUCCCACCACCUUCCAGAUCCCCAACCCAUCAUGAUCUGGCUACCCUACUGUCCUCUGCAUCUGUAUACCAAUUGCUAGAAAUCGCAAGUGGGGAGAAUGCUGUUAGGCUUCCCAUAGGCAUCUGGUUGACCAUUGUGUGAAGAGGUGGGCUAGAUGGACAUGUGUUCUAGUACAGCAGGGCUAUUGUGCUUUCCUUAGUCACUGCCUUUCCUAUGAACAAGUGUCUGAUGCAGUUACCCCAGGCUUUCUCUUCUCCUGAGCUACUGUGGCCUUCAGUCUCUUUCGUUUAUUAGUUGUGGUGACAGCCCUGCUUCUGCUUGCCCUUCUCAACUUAUCAUGUUCUGUUGGUCCUGUGGAUUGCUGCAGACAUGGUCACCUGUACCUACCCCACCCCUUCCAGAGCAUCAGUGCAGCAACCCCCUGAAACUGUCUUUCUUGAUUUUCAGUUCCUUUUUUCUCAGUUACCAAUCAGGCUGACAGCACAGCAGUCAGUGCUAAAGGAGCUCCUCCUGGUGGCGUAUAUGAGUAUAGCGGGGUUGGGGGUUAGUGCUACUAAAGGUGCAGUCCUAAAACACACAUGAGAAAGUAUGUCUCAUGGAAUUUGUAGGGACUUGUUUCUCAACAAAUGAUCUAUGUUGUGCCGCAUAGAACUACGGCAACAACAACAACAAAUCAUUGCAAAUCCUCUUCUUUCUGCAUGUUAUGUUACAGUAUACGUAUUAUAUACUGUUUGGCACAAAGCAGUGAAUGGAAUAGUAAUACAAAAAAAGACUACAGUAAAUACAGCAUACCAAUCAAAACACUAUGAAAAAUCAUCAGUCACACUGGAUAUACAUUGGUUAGCUGCAUUCAUGCACUUACCACAGAUGCAGCCAACAUUUCUGUUCUCACUUAGAAGCCAAGGUACCACACACACACACACACACACACACACAGUCUCUCACCUAUGAGCAAGAACAUCCACAAUCACCCAGGGGAAGCAUCCUCACCUCCUCACAGCCCAAAGAUGAAAUCCAAAAAGCAGACUGAGCAAUAGUUGCAUUCUUAUGGUCACCUUGUGAAGUGAGUCUUGAACUCCUCAGCUCCUGCUUUUAACCUUUGUGUAAUCCCUAUUUGUGGCAAAUAUUGACACCAAUAAUACUGUCGUCCUGCUUGCCCAAUGUAUAGAAAGCAACAUUUUGUGUGAAAUUAUUUUUUAGCGCUGAAUGUAAGUGAAAGAAGAGCUUGUUCUGAUAUGUUCUCUCUCAAUUUCCCAGGUUCUCAUUUUCUACCAUCAUUGUCUCUAUGAACAAUAUCCCUUUCUGUGGCCCGGGAAUAAAAUCCCCGCACCAUGGGCAAAUACGACCAAUGUACAUAAACUGCUGCAGUUCUUGGACACUACUCGUGGGGAACGAGCAAAACAAGGAACUUUUCAUGUUUCUCAAGCUAUUCUUACACCAAGGGUCAAAACCAUUGCACGGAAUCUCAUCCGUGGCCUGAAAAACACACUUGUUCACAAGUAAGUGCAUGUUUUAGCUUCCUUUGGAAACCUUGUUAACCUGUGCUUGCAAUCCUAAACCCAGGUACCUAGGAGUAAGCCUCACUGAAUUCAAUAAGACUUACUUCUGAGUAGAUAUGGUAGCCUUGUCCUUCUUACUUGAAAUGCAUAUAAACAUAAUCAAGAGUCCUCUCCCAAACCUUCAGCCUACAGAAGAUGGAUGAUAGAAAGAAUAAAUUGACUCCACUUAUUAAUUUACUCAGGGUGCAAUCCUGUUCACACUUAACUGGAAGUAGGUUUGGGUGAAUCUGCCAAUUUCAUUUUUUCUGUUUUUCAUUUUUUUCCCCAGUUUUAAAUUCAGUUUUCCGCAUUUCCAUAUCAGCUUGCAAUUUUUAAAAAGUCUUUAUGACAGUUCAUCAGCAUUUUAGUUCAAUUUCUCCUCAGAUAGGCACAUGUUGCAUGCUUUUGCAAAAUUCAGAACAGUGCAAAUUUCAAAGGAUGGCAAACUUUAAUUAAACUGCAGCCGUUUUGCUCGGAGUUUGAAUCAGAUCAAAUGUUUUCACUAAGAAGGCAAAAAUCCAUUCCCACACACACACACACACACAUACACUGAUGGUGCCAUGGGUACCAAUUCUGUGCUCAAAACUUUAUUCCAUUUUACUGAAAUAAGUAGGCUUGCUUAUUUCUGUUGAUGAGAUUAGAAACUGUAGUCAAUACUGUUGCACGUUGCUGCCACCCACUGACCACAGUAAGUAAUUGAGCCCAUUUCUCCUCACUAUAUUACAUAUCCAUGCAUUUAACAUAUUAGUAAGUAGUGAUGGCUUUCAUUUCAUUUCUUGGUUAACUGAUCAAAUUUAAAAUAGCCAUGUAAUAAUUUAAUUACUUUCAGAAUGCUCUCUGAAUGAAAUGAUAAAGCACUGCAUUCAUUGAAAUGAAUAUUUUUAAAUGCAGGGGAACUUUUAAUUCAACACAGCUAUCAAUCUAUUAAAGCUACAGUAGCAUGGUGUGCUAGUAUAGCAACUAGCAAUACUGGCUGCAAGUGGAAAAUGCAUACUUUUAACAGUAAAAUCAUAUAUGGGGUUAGGAUGUCACUGACGUAUCUUCAUCUCUGACACAUUUCUUAUACAUUGCCUCCAGACUGUCACUAUUUUGUGAGAGGGACCCAAGCACUUGCAGGAAAUUUAGGUUUGUGCUGUUAAAAUGGGUUAAAUCAUUCUGUCACCCUAGUAUAAUCCACUUUAAGGGGGGUCUUUUGCAGUUGAUAGGGUGUUGAGAAAAGUGUGAGAAAGCAUUGAAAAGUGUGGGAUGAAUGAUGAACAGGAAGAUGUUUGAAUACCCCACAAACAAAUCAGAAUGAAUGGUUAAUAAGGAUAGAAUAUAGUCUAACCUCCACAUGAGCUACAUACAAGCAAAUCAUGAUUCAUUCUCAACAAACAAGCUCUGUGGAGGAGCUCAUAUCCACAACUUGUCAAUGCCACUUUUCCAAAGUAGUUGUAUCUGCAGUAAUAAGACACUAGAUGGUGCUAAAGUGCUUUUUUCCCCUUCUCGGGAACAAAUGUAUUUGAUUAAGAACUUUUGUGCAUUUAGUCCCCUUACUCAAACGUUUAAUAGCAAAAAUGUAAAAAGAAUGGAUUACCAUCAGCAUGCCAAUUCAGAAAUGAUACAAAUACCCCAAAAUACCUAGUAUAAAUUGCGUGGUAUUUGUUCAACCAAAUAUUAUGGGUCAUUGAAAUCAAGUAGCUUCAUUCCAUUGACAGGACUAACACAUUGUCCUGUCUAACACAGUGACUAACACUUUUGCUUAGCUUUUCCUUCUGUAAUUCCUCAUUGCCACCCAGCUAAGCAGUGCCAGAUUACUGAAUAGGCAGGGUAGGCCCCAGCCUAUGGGCCCCAUGCCUUUUAGGGGUCCUGCAACAACGGACCAAAAUAGUAUUGAUUUGAUCUUGAAGGAAAAGUACAAUCAAACUUUAUUAGUUCAAUGCUAUCCCACUAGAGCACAUGUGAUGGGGGAGAGCCAAGAUUUCUACUGCAUAGGAGCCUCUGCAGGGUUUGAUCCAGCAUUGCAACUAAGCCAUUGCUGAAAAUUUCUGGAUGUAAAGGUGACUACAAAUGCAAGCCAAAUGUGUACAUAUUGGCCCAGGUAGUCUUUUGCUAGCAUGGAAGGAGGCUUCUAUGAAAAAGAGUGGGAUGAAAUUACUGCAAAACCUGGUAAUACAUAAAGAUGUUAUUAACAGUUUUAAUAGAGAAUUUCCUUUCAGUACAAUACCUUCCACUGUUAAAACCAAUACAUCAUAUUUUAUAAGCAAUUCAAACAAAAAAAUUAACUUCCACAUUACAUUUAUAAAGACUUACUAACUGUACCAGAUAAUCUCAACUUUUAAACUUGCAGCUUUCCUGGGAAAUUUGUCAUGGCAUAUGUUUACUGCCAAAAUGCAGUUUUUCGUUUCAUGCAGAUAGAGUUUUGAAAGAAUAACACACAGCAAUAUUAAUUUUUAAGGGAAGCUUGGGUGAAAAACUGCUCAGCAUACACAUGGGGGCUCCCUAAGAAUGUGUGAACAUAUGCCUGCCACCUCCAUGCACACUCAUUGCAUAUAUUUUGAGUGCCAGAACAAGGCCGUUGUGAUUUACAGAGGUUUCCUUUAGACCUUGAAAAGGAAUCCUGUACUCGGGCACUGAUACAUUCACCCUAGUAUCUUAGCUAGAAUGUAAAAAUGUUGCUCAACGUUGUUCCUCUCUUUUGCAUAUAUAGAUAGAUAACCUCUAAGCAGUUUAGAUAAAAACAAUAACAAUACAGCAACUUUCAAUAACAUUUCCAAAACACAAGGAAACACAACCCAAUUGUAUAUCACAAACAAAGCCAAGCAGGGUACAAAACAACAAAAUAAAAAUGAAGAGUCAGAGUCUAGGAUAGGUUGGGUAAACAUAAGGUUUUAAGAAGUGCUUAAAGGUCAGUACUCGCUUUGCCUCACAAAUUACCCAAGGUGGGGGGCAUUUCAGAUGCCAGGUGAUUUCAUCUGUUUCUGUAUUGUCACCAGGUGACAUCCUGCUAAUCAAAAGAUCUUAAAGAUUGGCUUGGUCUGUACAAGGGGAGAUGGUGUGCUAGGUACCUGAUUCCAAUUUGUUUAGAGCCUUAAGUUCACGGCUUUGUAAUUGACAUUUAGCUUGGUAAUAAAUAGGCAGCAGUACAGAUCUUUCAAUGCUGGUAACAAAGUACGCUGCCAGUUUCAUUCUGCACUAGCUGCAGCCUCUAAACCAGAUACAAGGAUAGCUCCAACAAGCUGGAAAACAUUUCCUUGUUUAUUUCCUUCUCACACACCUUGUAGCGUUGUUCCCGAGCCAAUCAGAAUUUUGAUUUUAAUGGGUGAGAGAUUAUCAGAUGUGGCUUGCUCCACUGAUAACUUCACCUAUGAGCUUCUGCUGCAUCUCAUAUUGGGUGAGUUGCUGCCACCCCUGUUUCUCAAAGAGACAGUUCCUUAUUGGCAUAGUGGUUUGAAUCCAAAGCCUUCCACUCAUGAAAAGUUCCUCCAUUCAUGAAACAGGGCUUAGAUGCAAAGGAGGCUUACAUUAAUAGAAGUACAGAAAGGACCAUUUUUGCCAAAACCCCUUGCAGGCCCCUGGUCUGGAGAGCCCCCAUCCCCAACUCCAUAGCAGAUGGGGGCAUAGUGAGCUGCAGGAGGAAGGGGGUGAGACCUGAGUGCUCCCCUUUCUGUGAGUUGAGCUCCACUCACAGAACUCUGGAUUCAAGACAAUGCAGUUUGGGAGAACGCUGUAUUUGUAUGCAGUGCCAGCAUGUUGAUUAUAUACAGGAUGCAAUGUGCCUCAUGCACACGACGAAGGAUCAUGUUACAUUUUCCUUUCUUUUCCCUUUAGGAACCUCCCUUCGAUUCUGGACUGGGUGAAGCUGCAGAAACCAGGCGUCAUGGGCGUUAACAUAAUUACAUCAGAUUUUGUGGAGCUAGUUGACUUUGCAGCUACCGUAAUUGCAUUGAAUGAGCUUCUCCUAGAAGACAAUGAAUCCUGACAAUGGGAGAAGUUUUAAUGUGGGAAUGUUGUCCAGUCAUAUCAAGAAUUUUCUUUCAAGCUCUCUCUCCACCUAUGGGUUUUGCUGUUUCACACAAUGCCAAGGCACAAGGCCACGGGUUGAUUGGACUGCACAGUCCUCAACAGCACGGUUUCCUUCGUCCCUGUGCUGCAUGUAUGGCUGCUCUCCCUACAUCUGCUGAAAUACAGAAAAUGUGCCGGCUGGACACUUCAACAUCUGUAAAUCAUUAGCAGGAGCCUCUCUCUAGACUUGUUGAGUGUGUGCAUCCUGCAUGUUAUGAAACCCAGGAGCCCAACUCUAAAGAUAAUUAUUGAACUCUAAGUACACAUUUACCAGACUAGCCAAAAGAUUUUGUUCUUGUUGACAAAAGUCAGGCAUGUGCCCUGCUUUCUUCCUUUCAAUUGUACUGUAUAUUAAACUACCUCAGUCACUAAAAUACAAAGCACAAACAGCAUCUCAAUUGCUAACAGUGACCUUUUUGUAGAUACAUGUAUUUGUACAUGUACCAUGUAUGAGUUUUUAAGAGUUUAUUGUGAGGUAUAAAUGAAGUUUUUAAACCUCUUUCUUUCUUUUUUUACUUGAACUCUCAUUUUAAUCUAUUUAGAAAAUUUGGUAAGUUAAAACUAUUAGAGCAGAAAGAUGGGCAUUUUAAAAUACAAUGAUAUUUAUUUUGUAGCAAUUGAAAUAUCUAUGGUGGUAUGAAGUACAACGGGAACGUAGUAAGUUUGUGGAUUUUGUAGGAAAUGUUUCCCGGAUUGUGUACCACAAUCUGGUGGGUGGUGAAAAAAGAUAUUAUGUAUCUCUCAGCAAGUCACUGCUCUGACCUUGCCUUCCCCAAUUAGCCACCUUCUGAGGGAAGUUAAUUCUGCUGUGAGUUUUGCACCAGCUGUAACAGAAUAUUUCAAAUACUCCCCUAUGCAGAGUUGGAACAAAUUUGCUACCAUUAGGGGAGUCUGUUACAUCUUUGCAUGAAUUGCUCCAUUGCCCUGGCCUCCUUCCAGUCAGAAGAUGAACCCAGAUCAGAAGGUGAAGAUGGGUAAUCUUUGCUCUUACAUGCUCUGAAAGUACCCCUUUUUGGGUGUUAGCAUUUUUAAAGUGUAGUUUAGUCAUCAGAAGUUUGGAAAAAACCAAGUGAGUGCUCAUGGACAUUUCCUACAGAAUCCAUAUGAGUUUUGCAUUCCAACAUAAUGUGUGUGCAGUUUGGUGGUGGAAGACUAAGAUCAAAACUACUUUUAUGUUGUCAGAAGUUUGCUUAUUUUAUUGUUUGUCUCCAAGACAGUAUGCAAAAAACUAUAUAAGAGGAAGGCUAGGAUUUCUAUGAGCCUCAGGUGGGUCAAUGUCACCCUUCCAAUAUUUGACCCAAAGGUUUGCUGGUGCUGCUACCUCUGCUGCUUUUGUAAUCCAAUAUCUAACAUGUAGCAGCUUAAUUUAUUUUAAGUUUCACAUAUGCACAAUAUGUGAUUAGUGUCUCUUUUUGAAGUUUGUGCUGAUGGGGGAAAGCAUUUAUGUUGACUUUGAUAACUUCCUGUUUGGAAGUUCUUCCCUUGGCAUUCAUAAGGGUUAGAUUUAUCCACUGUUAUUAUAUAAUUUUAAUGGACCUUCAGGGAAAAGCAGAUUUGCUGAAAGGAAUUUCGGCUUCAGAUCUCAGGCUUGCAAUGAUUGCAAAUGAUGCCCAAAAAAAUCCAGGUUUCAAAUCUGGUGGUUUGAGUUUUCUUUUAUGUCCAUUCCUCAUGCUAGGAACCAUUUCAACCUGUCUGAAUUAGUUUGAACAGGAAAUGAAAGCAUUAUUUUCCUGCCUUUCUAAAGGGCUUUCACAGGUGUAUACAGAGCUUGAGUUUUUGUUCAUUUUAUGAACCUACUUUGAGAUGGAAUCACUGGGCUUAAUAGUUAGGUUGAUAUGUGGUUGUGUUUUCUUCCUUUCUUCAUCUCGGCUUAUAUUUAUUUGUACAUAAUAGUUUGAUAUAACAAAAUGUGGUUGUUGAGCAUACAGUGUAGCAAUGAAAACUGGCAUGAGGGAUUUCCUCUGAAACUGAAGCAUUUGCACAGCAGUACUUUGAAGGUAUUUGAUGGUUUUGUCACCAGUAAAGAGAAAACGAUGGUCAGGGACAAGUGCUUAAGAUUUUGAGGUGUGUUCCUAAUGAGAUCUCCAUUAUCAUAUGGAGGGGACAUACUUGUUGCAAGUCUCAGGGUGAAAGACAAGUUCAGACAAGUUCACCCUUUGAACAGACAAUCCACACCUGAACUUGUUUAUACCAUUCAAGAAGUGAAUCAGUGAUUGGAAGAGUCAAACACUGAUUUGCUUAGAAUAUCUGACUAUAUGAUCUCACCUUUCAGUAAAAAUGAAGUGACCUGUGAACGAAUCACAGUGGUGUGACUGAAACUGCCUGGAAUUUCCUAUUUGUGUAGACAGAGGCAGUUGCUGAGAAAAGACUUGAUAAUGACCUCUGAUUCUCAAUCAUGUAUAUGGAUACUUUGAUGUGGGGUUGAAAUAGACAUGUAUACAGUUGGGUUUGAUAGCUGCCUGUUAUUAAGAUGGCGAGUUUGUUCUAUUUAUUUUGUAUUUAUUUGAGUUUGUUUUCGGUCCUACCAUGCAAGUUUCAGAGCAAAAGUAUAAUUUAAAGCAAAUGAAGAUAUAAGAAAGGUAUAUUUUGAUAUCUUUGAUAUGGCCAGUUGAACUCUGUCAGAGCACCAUAUGUUAAUGCCAGAAGCUUCUCAGUGUGGGGCCUCAUUAAACUUUUUCACAUGAUAAAGUCACCACAUGGUGAUUUUUGUGAUGUUUUGUUUGCAUGAUCAAUAUUUCAUUUGGUUGCUUCCUCAGUGUUUGGUGAGAGGUGGUUCUCUCUGUCCUGGUUCACAUGCAGUGUUGAAACAUAGUUUAAGAUGGUGCUUUUAAUGUACAUGAGCAAUUUGAUGCUCCUCCACUUCUGUGUUGCACAGCAGGAAGCAAAGCAGAAUCUGGUGUUAGUUUGAACCUGGGAAAACAAGCCAGACUCUGCCUUGUUUCCUCUCCCAGACAGCAGCAGGGAAGGAACAAAGUACUUGCAUACAUUUAAAGCUACCAUUUACUUUAAAAUAUGGUUUGAUGUUGUGGUCAAAUGCAGUCCCUGUGCAAGUUGGUUUUAAUUGGGUUAAAGUUAGACCUGGCAUGCUAAAUAUCAUGCCUCAGUCCAUGAAGGUGAGUUGCUACAUGGAAAUCUGCACUUGGACUGUAUUGGUUUUCUUGAGAAAGGGGUUAUAUAGCUUGAACAGUUACUGUGAAUUUCAUUUGCUGUCCUUUUCAUUUGAGCUUGGUGUAUAAUAAAACAAGUCCUUUGGUGAUCAGAAGCAUAGCAACUAGACAUAAAACAGGAGGCUGCUUUCUGGUUUAUGAAGGACCUAAUCUAUUUGAUUCCUCUGGCUUAAUAAGUGUCCCUUGAGCAUAGUCUAUCCUCUACUCCUUUUCGGAAAGAAAUUUAAGGCUGAUUUGCACAUGCAUGGUUGCUUGUACCACAAUGGGACAAGUGCAGAUUCCCACAACACAACUGUGUGAAUUGGCUCUCUUUUGGAGGUGGGGAGGGUAUAUUGGCAUGAUUAAAACUCAUCUGAACCUUAAUGUGGGUUGCCAACAGCUUUUCAGAGGAAGCUGCACUCAGAGGAAACUUCCCUUUUCAUAGGAAGUUUGCAGAACUAGGACCACUCAUGUGGUUUGUAGUGUCUAUCAUUUGCCAUUAGAGUCAUGCAGAAUACAUUUAAGAGCAAAGGUAUCAAAGACAGAAAAUAAGGCCAAGUAUGUCAAUAUUAUUUCAAUUCUUACAAACUUUAGGUUGGGAUUUUAUUGUGCAAUUUAGUGGUUGUGCAGAUGAGACCUUGUGGUAUAAAGGGAUUAGAUUUUUUAAAAAUGGUUAUUUAUUAUUCUGUUAAUUUAUUCUGUAGGCUUCUGUAAAUUAUUGCAUUUGGAAUUGUUAUGGGCCAUAUUAUGUUGUGAAUUGUUAUGGACUGCAUAAAAUGUUGUUUUAAUGAACCAGAAUAAAUGUUAUACUUUGUCCAGUGCCUAGCACAGUAAGCCCUAGUACUUGGGGCAACUUGAUGCAUUCCUGCAGCCAACAGUAUACAAGGGUGGUGGUGAGAGUUUGGUUGUCUCCAUUAGCAUGAAUACGCUUAUCACUAUGGUUCUGGCUGACCAAAGCAAUGGGUGACCAGACACUUAACAAAAGUGCUCAAACGGUCUUUCAUGUUCUGUAACUCCUUUGCAGUCUUGGAAAUGUGACAACCAUCAAAGUUGCAGGGGUGAAACAGAGAAACAUUUUUAUUUUGAAGCAGACAGGCAGAUCAGGUGGAAAAGAGCUAUGGUUCAGCCAAAGGGAAAGCAUAUUUGUGUGCAGAAUCUCUCUCUUUGGGAACCCAAUACAUGGUUAGGAAGUGUGCUGUCUGGUCUUGGAGUCUAUUUGCUUCUACUAUGCAAUGCUGAUAUGAGAAAGACUCUGUAAGAAUUUGUGCUCUAUCAGGUUAAAAUUUGACAGAAAACAUGAGAGAUUUUUGUUUUGAUUUUCACAGUGUAACCCAUGAAAUAUAUCCUUAUGGUCCAUAAGCAAUCUGCAGCUAAUACUUUUUGCUACAAACAAAAGUGAUAGAAGAAUACAAAGGUCUAUUAGGAUGUCAAGUAUUUAUUAUGACUAUUUCCUAUAAGUACCUGAUAUCUGACUUUAUGUGAGCUACACUUUUUUGUGUCUGAUGUCUUUCUUUAGUAGUCUCUGAUUCUUUUCCUGAAAAUAUAUACAUUUCAUUUUUCCCCCUCUCCAGAAUGUUGACUGUUCCAAGUCGAAUUGGUUCAUUGUACCUUACGUUUUCUAUUUCAAAACUCCUGGGUAUUGUAAAGCCAGUAUACCUCACUUUAUUUCUGUACGUAAAAUUUGGGGCUACAUCUGUUUUUCACAUUUACUUGCUGUUUUGUUUCUAAUCGUGAAAUUUCUAACUUUAUAUGUGUGUGCGCACCAUGACUGGAUACAAUGGAAUUAUUCUGUUAAUUGUUCAAUUGUUGUGCAAAGCAAUUACAGGAAAUGUACAACUUUUCUUCCAACAACUUACAAAUGCAGAUAACAAUAAACAGAUGAAUUCGCAUU
Messenger RNA from Podarcis lilfordi (Lilford's wall lizard), 28355 nucleotides. The record is from the annotation of a GenBank genome assembly. Lineage: Eukaryota; Metazoa; Chordata; Lepidosauria; Squamata; Lacertidae.